This is a messenger RNA of Capronia epimyces CBS 606.96, 1602 nucleotides long. Its product is annotated as ribose-phosphate pyrophosphokinase. Gene Ontology annotation, cellular component: cytoplasm; ribose phosphate diphosphokinase complex. Lineage: Eukaryota; Fungi; Ascomycota; Eurotiomycetes; Chaetothyriales; Herpotrichiellaceae. Gene Ontology annotation, biological process: 5-phosphoribose 1-diphosphate biosynthetic process; purine nucleotide biosynthetic process; ribonucleoside monophosphate biosynthetic process. The transcript is spliced from 2 exons. Gene Ontology annotation, molecular function: magnesium ion binding; ribose phosphate diphosphokinase activity. The record is from RefSeq and is a predicted model, not a curated record. Bases 1 to 1602 code for a protein of 533 amino acids.
AUGAGGGGCGUCAAAGUCUUCUCCGGCCGGUCUCAUCCGAGCCUCGUCGAAUCCAUCUGUCAACGGCUGGGCUCCUCGCCGGCCAAAUGCGAUUUGGGCAAUUUUGCCAACGGCGAGAUCAGUGUUCAGAUCGGGACGUCGGUCAGGAAUGAAGAUGUCUUCAUCGUGCAGAGUGGUAGCCCCCACAUCAACGACAGUGUUAUGGAAAUGCUCAUCAUGAUUGCGGCAUGCAAGGGCGGUUCAGCAAAGUCUAUCACCGCGGUCAUGCCUUACUUCCCCUAUUCACGCCAGUCUAAGAAGAAGAGCCAUCGAGGCGCAAUCACCGCCAAAAUGCUCGCCAACCUCAUGCUGGUUGCGGGCGUAGACCAUGUCAUCACCGUCGAUCUUCACGCCUCACAGAUGCAAGGGUUUUUUGGCAAGCCGGUGGACAACCUGUUCGCCGAGCCGAUAAUUGCCCGUUGGAUCAAAAACAAUGUCCCCAACUGGAAAGAGGCAGUCGUGGUGAGCAAGAAUGUUGGCGGCACUAAACGAGUCACCUCACUUGCCGAUUCUCUCAAGUUGAGCUUUGCCCUCGUAUCCACCGACAAGGAUCGUUCCCGAACAUCCCACCCUGCGAACAACAUGAUGGACAGCGUCAUCUUCUUUGACGCCAUUGAGCCACAGUCGCUGCGCAUCCGGGAGCGCCUCAGUGAUGGCGACGACGGUCAUGAGGCCGAUACUGAGUCUGAGAGACCGCAGGAUUCGGAGCGCCGAAGUGAUCUCCCUCACCGCGGCCGAGGUCCGGCAGCGAACAAUCUCACCCGCCCUGGCAGGCCCAAGGCAGUGACCAUUGUAUCAAGCCCCCUUAUUCAAACCACCAGAGUCGAGUCAUCCUCUCCUCCUGCGUCCCCAACGCGACUCAGUCGCGUUGAGACUGCUCCAAGCGCACGUCGUCUCUCCGAAUACGAAGCCAACGAAGCUCAUAAUGACGAGCGGGCUCGUGAAGUCAUUGUAGGUCGACUGGUUCAAGGCCACCUGGUGAACGACGAUCAUCCAUCCCCGAUAUUAUCCAGUACAUCGGCGUCCAACUUGGGUCCUCCGAACGAUCGAAUUGCACCAGAUGACAACCAUUCCUACGAUCCAAUGACAUCUUCCUUCGUCUCCAAUGCAUCAUCAUUCCAGCCCGAGCAUGCUCUUGGCGGAACUUUCGAUGCCGUCGCAACUUCCGAUGAGGAAGAGGAGGGAAUUAGAAACCCCGACCUCGAACACACUAUCACCCUAGUCGGCAACGUGCGGGGACGGACCGUUCUUUUGAUGGAUGACAUCUUAGAUAGAGCUGGCUCCUGGAUUGCAGCUGCGGAAACCUGCGUCAAGAUCGGAAGGGCCAAAAAGGUGUAUUGCAUUGCCAUCCAUGCAUUGUUCGGCGAUGAUUCUCUCGAAGAGCUGGAAGCAUGUGAUUGCAUCGAUCACAUUGUCGUGACGAAUACUUUUCCUAUAGCCCCUGAGCGACUAAGGGUGUCCAGGAAGCUGAUUGUCAUCGACCUCUCGAACCUGCUAGCCGAGGCUAUCCGCCGCAAUCAUCACGGAGAGGAUAUGUCGCCCUUAUUCCAUCUGAACGAUUAG